Messenger RNA from Triticum urartu, 1181 nucleotides. Its product is annotated as nucleotide pyrophosphatase/phosphodiesterase 2. The record is from RefSeq and is a predicted model, not a curated record. Lineage: Eukaryota; Viridiplantae; Streptophyta; Magnoliopsida; Poales; Poaceae. Gene Ontology annotation, cellular component: vacuole.
GGUGGCUCGGGGAGCCCCUCUGGGUCACCGCCGCCGACCAGGGGGUCCGGGCCUCCACCUUCUUCUGGCCGGGCUCGGAGGUGAAGAAGGGCUCCUGGGACUGCCCCGACAAGUAUUGCCGCCACUAUAAUGGCUCUGUGCCAUUUGAGGACAGGGUUGACGCCGUCCUUGGUUACUUUGAUCUCCCGGCUGAUGAAAUGCCGCAGUUUCUGACACUGUACUUUGAGGAUCCAGAUCACCAGGGCCACCAGGUCGGUCCUGAUGACCCAGCCAUCACUGAUGCUGUGACGCAUAUUGACGAGAUGAUCGGGAGGCUCAUUGCUGGUUUGGAAGCUAGGGGGGUGUUCGAGGAUGUGAACAUUAUAUUGGUUGGGGAUCAUGGGAUGGUUGGGACCUGCGACCAGAAGCUACUGUUUCUCGAGGAAUUGGCUCCAUGGAUUGAGGUGAAGGCUGAUUGGGUUCUGUCGAGGACACCAUUGCUGGCAAUCAGGCCGCCAGAUGGUGUAUCCCCGGCAGAGGUCGUGGCCAAGAUGAAUGAAGGGCUGAGCUCUGGGAAGGUGAAGAAUGGGCAGUAUCUGAAGAUGUACUUGAAGGAGGAUUUGCCUUCUCGCCUGCAUUACUCGGAAAGCUAUAGGAUACCACCAAUUAUUGGGCUGGUAGCUGAAGGUUAUAAGGUGGAGAUGAAAGUAUCAAAGAAAAAUGAGUGUGGAGGGGCGCAUGGGUAUGACAAUGCCUUCUUCUCAAUGAGGACCAUAUUCAUCGCACACGGGCCUCGUUUCGAAGAGGGUAAAAUUGUGCCCUCCUUUCUGAAUGUGGAGAUAUACAAUGUCAUUGCUUCCAUUCUCAGUUUGAAGCCAGCUCCAAACAAUGGCUCCAGUUCUUUCCCUGGAACAGUUCUUUUGCCGAGUGAAUGAUCACCGGUUUAUGUGAGGGCUGUGGUUCUGGAGGAGGAAAAUCCACUGAUGGUAUUAUCUUCCGGUUGUAGUUGUAUUUGUACACUAUUUAAAUUCAAAUUCUGCGACGUGCAGCUAUUCGCUACUGCUAAUACUGCAAGCAGAGAAUCCUUUUCCUUAAGGAUGUCAUUUGCCAAUGCAAAUCACAUCUAACCUUUUCAUCUUCUGUGAUGCUAAAUGUAUGAUGCCACUUCUUUUAAGUCCCAUGUUUUCUGCUUGAGUUGAUAA